CGACGUACAGUCUCCACCACCUUCCACGCACUCACGAUCAGGCGACCCCUUCCCUCACCGUCCUCUGCGGCUUAUGAAGCAGCGGGUCAAACAACGACGCUAACGCUGGAGCUAUAAUAUCAACGACGGGGGCUCCCGUAUAAAACGCCGCAGCAGCCGACAGCGCAGUGUGAUCACUUGCGACUCUCUCUGAAACGACUUCGUUUUUGGAGGAGUGCGUGAAUUGAUACACCAACUAAAAAAAGAAAAAAAACUCACUGCCGCUGCAUAUCCGCCAAAAACCAUCCCAAAUCGAAAUAAAUAUGGUGCAAAAUAAGAUCACCGAAGUCACUGGAUUCCAUCGCUCCUUCAAGGUCCAAAAUCCCUUUGAAUCUGACGACUUCACAAAAAAUGGAUCCCAUCUUCUGGAUUCGUCAUUUAAUUUUGAUUCCUCCCCAAGACAUGACAUCCCCUCCAGCCAGCCUAUCGACAUCCCCGACGCCAAGAAGAGAAACAAGAAGAAAAAGCGUUGCAGGGCAACUGACAGUUUCUCUGGACGAUUCGAGGAUGUCUACAGGCUGCAUGAAGAGUUGCUAGGAGAAGGGGCUUAUGCCAGAGUGCAAACAUGCUUCAACCUCAUCACCAACAAAGAGUAUGCUGUGAAGAUCAUUGAGAAGAGACCGGGUCACAGCCGCAACCGUGUCUUCCGUGAGGUUGAGAUGCUCUAUCAGUGCCAGGGCCACAGUAACAUCCUGGAGCUGGUGGAGUUCUUUGAAGAGGAAGACAAAUUCUACCUUGUGUUUGAAAAGCUGAGAGGAGGGUCGAUCUUGGCGCAUAUCCACAGGAGACGGUACUUCAGUGAGCAGGAAGCUAGUGUUGUUGUGCAGGACAUUGCCAGUGCUCUAGAUUUCCUGCAUAACAAGGGAAUGGCACACCGAGACCUGAAACCUGAGAACAUUCUCUGCAAGAGUGCAGACAAGAUUUCCCCAGUCAAGAUCUGUGACUUUGACCUUGGCAGUGGGAUCAAGCUGAAUAGCGACAGCUCGCCCAUCUCCACCCCUGAGCUCCUCACUCCUCACGCGGCCCAAGAGAAGCCCCCAAGCUCUGACACUUGCAACCACGAGUGUGGCUCAGCAGAGUACAUGGCACCCGAGGUGGUUGAGGCCUUCAGUGAGGAGGCCACAAUUUACGACAAGCGCUGCGACCUGUGGAGCCUUGGGGUCAUCCUGUACAUCAUGCUGAGUGGCUACCCCCCCUUUGUAGGCCGCUGUGGAGGCGACUGUGGCUGGGAAUUAGGGGAGCCAUGCCACACCUGCCAGAACACACUCUUUGAGAGUAUCCAGGAAGGAAAAUACGAGUUUCCAGAGAAAGACUGGGCUCACAUCUCCUCAAGUGCCAAAGACCUAAUAUCCAAACUCCUGGUUAGAGAUGCCAAAAACCGCCUGAGUGCCCGCCAGGUGCUGCACCACCCUUGGGUCCAGGGGGGUGCGUGUGACACUUUACCAACAUCCAUUCUGCAUCAAAGAUCCAGCAAAGCCAGGGAUCUUACGUUCUUUGCUGACAAGGCCAUGGCCGUGAACCGGCAGCUGGCUGAACAGGAUGGAAUAGACGCCCAGCAGCACCAGGAAGCCCCGUUCGUCGUUACGGCCACUGGCUCCUCCAUGCGCCUCUCUCUGCUUUCCAACUCCAGGCUGGCCCGGCGCAGGCAGCAGAACAGCCAGGGGGGGCCCGUCUCUGCUGCAGAGCUUCGUCAGCUCUUGGCCCCUCUCGUCAUUGUGGGAGACUGUGCCUGAUCUUUGUCAAUCAUGAUCUCUGACCUUCCGUUAAGAUUUAAGCCCCCAUCUCAGCCUACCCUCAAGCUCUUUCUCCCCAAUGCUGCCCCCCCCCCCCUCCUCUCUCCCCUCUAGCUGGCCUUGGUUCCUCUGCCAUUCAGGCUCUCUUGCCUCGCUGUAAAGGGAGAUGCUGCUCGCAGUCCUUCCUCUAAAUGCCUUCUACAGCACUUCUGAAGCACAUCAGCACAGGGCCUGCACACAGGCACGUCACGGUUGGGGAGGAGGGCCAGUUCAUCAUUUGAGAGAGAGCAGGUUUUUUGUUUCCAUAAAACUCAGUUCAGAAGUAAGCAGACCACUUAUCUUCAAAACUAAGCUUGUACACCAAAGGAUGACCUGUUGUGCUGCUCCCAAGUUACAACUGGAUCCACUGUGAAUUAAGUUAUCUGGAAUGUUUCUUUGCCUGUAUGUACAUCCAAUGGCCCAUCUGCACAUAGGUACAAGCUUAUGCAAUACGCCAACAUGAAGGCUGCUCCCGUCUCCAAAGGGAUUCGGUACAAGAGGGUUUGAAGGGCUGUAAGCCGAUGCUGUCCGUGCCUGGUGCAGAGCAUUCAUGUGGCUGGGCUCUUCAAGGCUUUUUGUCUCCAUUUAAGAAAUUCCUAAACACUGAGCCUCCUGUAAAUGUCUGAUAAAACGAGCACUCAUCUAGCUUAUUGGCCGUGCACUUAAUGCUCAGAGAGCAAAGAAUGUCUGUACCCAGCCAGCCACGGCGUAUGCUGCAUCCAUUCAUACACUUUCACAUGAAUAUAUAUGCCAAAUUAUCUGUGGCUAAAUCUUUCAGUGUUUGAGACCAGUCAAGUUCAAUGGGAUUGAAUGAAGCCGUUUUACUUGUAUUACGAUGCAUGGCUGGUACAAGUAAAAUGUUAAUUGGCUUUGUAAGUGAAUUUGGUUCUGAUUCUCUCAUUGUAAUUCAUGACCUUGUAUCAUUUUUUUGGUUUUGAGUUUUUGCUCCUGCAAAUCAAUUAAUGCAUUUGAUUUCACCUUGACUAUUUAAUGUUGAAUGUUUCAGGGGUUUAAAAAGCCCGUUUUGGCCAAUCCGUGGCUCUGUAUAAAUGCGCAUUACAACAUUAGAAGCAAAUAACAUUAUUCAAAAGAGAAACAAAAGGAAACAUUCCAGAAAAAUAAUAAAAAGUCUUCUAUAGACAUGUAGCUGUAUUAAGUUUACUUUUUCAGGUUUGAAAACUCCAUUUCAUUGUGCCACUUUUAUUUUUAUUAUGUAUGGUUAAGCUUUUUGAAAUUAUUUUUUUGUUUCUCGUCAGUUUUUCAUUUAACGAGUUCAAGUGAAACACCGGAUGUUUUUCUUGUGUAUUUUUAUUUUUUAAAUGUUCAGAGUAUGUGAUGUAUGAGGUGAGGUGUAAGCGGUGGUUUAGUGGUUCUGGAGCGUUCAUGCCCAGUUAAAGCAAGUUUUUUUUGUUUGUGAAAGAGUUGGCAAUAACUUUUAUUUUCUUCAAAUCUUUGUUUUAAUUUUUUUAUUCUUUUUUUUUUUUUUUUUUUUUA
Molecule: messenger RNA, 3305 nt
Organism: Pungitius pungitius (ninespine stickleback)
Lineage: Eukaryota; Metazoa; Chordata; Actinopteri; Perciformes; Gasterosteidae
Gene: mknk2b
Product: MAPK interacting serine/threonine kinase 2b
Exons: 15
Coding region: 303-1772 (489 amino acids)
Biological process (GO): intracellular signal transduction; peptidyl-serine phosphorylation; protein autophosphorylation
Cellular component (GO): cytoplasm; nucleus
Molecular function (GO): ATP binding; calcium-dependent protein serine/threonine kinase activity; calcium/calmodulin-dependent protein kinase activity
Source: RefSeq, a predicted model, not a curated record